ACUGCGGACACAGUAACAGGAGAUGACCAGAGACUGCGGACAUAGUACAAAGGAGAUGACCAGAGACUGCGGACACAGUACAGGAGAUGACCAGAGACUGCGGACACAGUACAGGGGAUGACCAGAGACUGCGGACAGUACAGGGGAUGACCAGAGACUGCGGACACAGUACAGGGGAUGACCAGAGACUGCGGACAGUACAGGGGAUGACCAGAGACUGCGGACACAGUACAGGGAUGACCAGAGACUGCGGACAUAGUACAGGGAUGACCAGAGACUGCGGACACAGUACAGGGAUGACCAGAGACUGCGGACACAGUACAGGGAUGACCAGAGACUGCGGA
Molecule: messenger RNA, 344 nt
Organism: Staurois parvus
Lineage: Eukaryota; Metazoa; Chordata; Amphibia; Anura; Ranidae
Source: the annotation of a GenBank genome assembly